Diorhabda carinulata is the source of this 1553-nucleotide messenger RNA. It is a transcript of the gene barc, whose product is annotated as HIV Tat-specific factor 1 homolog. The transcript has 2 exons. Lineage: Eukaryota; Metazoa; Arthropoda; Insecta; Coleoptera; Chrysomelidae. Gene Ontology annotation, molecular function: RNA binding. Gene Ontology annotation, biological process: mRNA splicing, via spliceosome. The coding region runs from base 222 to 1526 and encodes 434 amino acids. The record is from RefSeq and is a predicted model, not a curated record. Gene Ontology annotation, cellular component: U2 snRNP; U2-type spliceosomal complex.
AUAUAAAAAAAAUUAAUUAGAAAUUUUAGAUAAAUAUUUUUACUUACUUAUAUUGAAGAUUCUAACUUCAAUAAAAUAUAAAUAGAUACAAACUUUUGUAUUAUAAAUUAUGGGAAAGUUAUAAUUUUGAUCAUUCGGGAUGAUGAACAUCAUGAGACAAAUUGUGGUUAAAAUCUUGUCAAUAUUUAGUAUCUAAGCUAAAAGAUAUAUUAGAUUUAAAAAUGAGUGAUGAAAAUUUAGAAAGUAAUACAGUCAGUAGCAAUACGAAAGAUGUUGAAAAAACAGAAAAAGAUGAAUCUGUAACUUCAGAAUCAAACACAUACGACUCUAAAAAUGUUUCUUAUGAUGGUGAUAUUGCAAUAUAUACAGAUCCUGUUACUGGUAGCCAAUAUACCUGGGAUAAAGAUAAAAAUGAAUGGGUAUUAAAAAAUGAUGUUACAUAUGAUUUUGAAGAUGAUACCCACGUUUAUACAGAUGCAGAAGGCGUGAAGUAUUUUUGGGAUAAAGAAAAAAAUGCAUGGUUUCCAAAAGUAGAUGACGAUUUUAUGGCAAGAUAUCAAAUGAACUACGGUUUUGUGGAUAAUACAAAUUUAGAAGUCAAGAAGGAAGAACCUCAAAUGAAAAUAGAAGAAAAACCAAAGAAAGUUAAAGGAGAAAAAAGAAAAGCUUCCGAACCAACUUGGUUUCAAUUAGAUGAAUCACAAAAUACCAGUGUAUAUGUAUCUAAUUUACCUAUCGAUAUAACUGAAGAAGAAUUUAUAGAUUUAAUGCAAAAAUGUGGUUUGGUGAUGAGAGAUGUUCAAUCAGGGAAGUUUAAAAUAAAAUUGUACAAAGAUACCAGCACAAAAAACUUGAAAGGUGAUGCUUUAUGUACAUACAUAAAGGUGGAAUCUGUUGAUUUAUCUUUAAAAUUAUUAGAUGGUUAUGAAUUUAAGGGCAACAAAAUAAAAGUAGAAAGAGCAAAGUUUCAGAUGAAAGGUGAAUUUGAUCCUUCUCUUAAACCAAAAAUGAAGAAAAAGAAGGAUAAGUUAAAAAUAAAAAAACAACAAGAAAAACUGUUUGAUUGGCGUCCUGAAAAGAAAGUUGGAGAAAAAUCUAAGCAUGAAAGAAUAGUUAUAGUUAAGAACUUAUUUGAUCCAAAAAUAUUUGAUACAGAUGUUGGUCUAAUUUUAGAAUUCCAGCAGGAUUUAAGAGAAGAAUGUUCCAAGUUUGGAGAGGUGAGAAAAGUUCAAAUAUAUGACAGACAUCCUGAAGGAAUAGCACAAAUAAAUAUGAGUACACCUGAAGAAGCAGAUCAAAUAGUUACAAUAUUAAAUGGUAGAUGGUUCAUGAAAAGGCAACUUUCUGCUGAAAUAUGGGAUGGUAAAACUAAAUACAAAAUAGCUGAAACAGAUUGUGAGAUAAGUCAGAGAUUGGACAACUGGGAUCAAUUUUUAGAAGGUAACGAAGACAAAAAAGAAGAAAAUAAAGUUAGUGAGAAGAAGAGUGAAAAUGAAACUGAUCAAGAUGCGGAAAAAAUAAUCUGAAAUAAAAUAUACUUUUUAGAUUGACCA